AUGGUCCUCGUUCGCUCAACUAUAUUUGCCUUGGUUACUCUUCAAUUGCUCAACUCUAUCAACUGUGCCCCUGUUAACCAGUCCACAUCCGGCACCACAACUCAAUCAAACUCCAUAAGCACCAUCAAGGCUAUUGGAACCUCUACAACAACAGCAACCACCAGUCCCUUGACAUCUUCCAAAACUACCACCACCCUAUCAUCCUCCACUUCCAAGACCACUUCAAAGAACCACUUCCAAGUCUACCUCCAAGUCUACCUCCAAGUCUACCUCCAAGGCUACCUCCAAGUCUACUUCCAAACUACUGCCAAGAGUUCUCCCACCGAAAAACCAGACGCAGCCACAGACAAAAAGACCAAUGCAGAUGAUGGUAAGAACACGGCCGACACUAGUGGAACAACCGGUGUAGCCUCCCGUGUGUCUGUCAGCACUUCCAAGACAGCCUGCUCCAACAAAAAGGUCGAUUUCACAAAGAACCUAGGCGGGUGGAAAGAAGAAUACGGCUCGACUAAUCUCUAUGAAAUCACCAGCCAAGGUCUACGCAUGAAAUUGUUGGCACCCAAUGAAUAUAUUCCCAAGAUUGAUAAUUCAACAGGUCUUCCAUACAAUCUUUAUGAGGGAACUGGUCCUACAUUUAACCCUCCAAACUACAUGCAGUACGGCAAGUUCACAGCUACCAUCAAGGCUGCACCUGAAGGUGGCGCUGUUACUGCAAUCAUUCUCAUUGCCGACAAUGGCGACGAGAUUGACUAUGAGCUGAUAGGAGCUGACGACCAGCACGCACAAACCAAUUACUUUUGGGGACAGCAGCCUGUCGUAGGUGUCAAUGGCGGUAUUCAUGAUGUAUCUGGUAGCAUCUAUAGCCAAUUCCAUACCUAUACGAUUAACUGGACUCCUGAGAAAAUUGAUUGGAUCAUCGAUGGUGAAAAGGUUCGAACAAAGAACAUGAAGGAUACAUGCAGUGGAGGUGUCUGCAAAUACCCAACUCAUCCUGCUCGUGUCCAGAUUGGCCUUUGGGAUGGCAGUAGAGAGUCUGGUACAGCCGAAUGGGCGCAUGGACCUAUCAAUUGGAGCAAGACAAAGGUUAUUUCCUCCUACAUAAAGGAGUUGACUGUCGAAUGUAAUCCCGAGUAUAAUACCAUCAGCUAA
Molecule: messenger RNA, 1149 nt
Organism: Phycomyces blakesleeanus NRRL 1555(-)
Lineage: Eukaryota; Fungi; Mucoromycota; Mucoromycetes; Mucorales; Phycomycetaceae
Product: glycoside hydrolase family 16 protein
Exons: 9
Coding region: 1-1149 (382 amino acids)
Biological process (GO): carbohydrate metabolic process; fungal-type cell wall organization
Cellular component (GO): fungal-type cell wall
Molecular function (GO): glycosyltransferase activity; hydrolase activity, hydrolyzing O-glycosyl compounds
Source: RefSeq, a predicted model, not a curated record